Molecule: messenger RNA, 4572 nt
Organism: Neoarius graeffei (lesser salmon catfish)
Lineage: Eukaryota; Metazoa; Chordata; Actinopteri; Siluriformes; Ariidae
Gene: aste1b
Product: asteroid homolog 1b
Exons: 5
Coding region: 109-2196 (695 amino acids)
Source: RefSeq, a predicted model, not a curated record
AAAAAGACGGAAGUUGAGAAGUCAUGUGAUUCUGUGGGCAACAAAACCUGAAGUAGUGCUGCAGUCCAUCUGAGUGAAGCCCUUCUCCAUUAUAGUACAUUCACCACAAUGGGAGUCCAUGGCCUGACAAGUUAUGUAGAAGGAAACCGACAGUUCUUCACUGAUCUAAAGCUGAGAAACACCCAUCUUGUGAUUGACGGCUGCAGCCUGUAUUUUCGUCUGUACUUUACCACUGGCUUGGACCAGAUAAGGGGAGGAGACUACGAUGCAUUUGCUAAAGUGGUGCAGCGUUUUUUUGCCGCACUGUCUUCAUGCGACGUGAGUCCAUUCGUGGUUUUAGAUGGUGGAAUGGAUGAGACAGAUAAGAAGUUCAAAACUCUGCAGGAGCGAGCUCAGAGUAAAAUACAUGAAGCCCAUUCUCUGUCCCGAGGGUUCCAUGGCAGCGUUCUGCCCCUGCUUACACGUGAAGUCUUCAGACAGGUCCUCUGUGAGCUUGGUGUGCCCUUUGCGCAGUGUUUUUCUGAAGCUGACUUUGAGAUUGCCUCUCUUGCACAUCAGUGGCGAUGUCCAGUCCUGACCAACGACAGUGACUUUUACAUCUUUGAUUUGUGUGGUGGCUACCUUCCAAUGACAUUCUUUGAGUGGGACAAUGUUUGCAGUAAGGCAUCAGAGUGUUACAUCCCUGCUCGUCGAUUCACUGUUAACCGCUUUUGCUCGCACUUCAACCACAUGAACAAGCAGCUGCUGCCACUGUUUGCUGUCAUCACUGGUAAUGACUAUACACAUGCAAAAACCACAGACAUGUUCUUCAGCCGGGUGGAAUUACCAACAGUACCAAGACGGAGGGGAAGUCCGUCUAGCCCCCGGAUUGAAGGCUUUUUGCACUGGCUGUCAGCAUUUACCAACCCUUUGGCUGCAUUGGAGGAAGUGUUGGAGAUCAUGGGAGGCAGGCAGAAAAGCAGCCUCCGAAAGCAACUCACAGCAGGGAUUCAAGACUAUCAGCUUCCACCUACCAGCAGUCUGGCCCAGUUCUUCUCAAACAGUCAACUACAAACAUAUAAUGUCCUGAAGCUUCCAGCAGCAUUGACGUCGCAACCAGAGUGGCUCUUGAAGCGGAUCACAUCAGGCAGUCUGCCCCCUCUGGUGUUGAAUGUUUUGGUGCUCCGGAGAGCCCUUUUGAUAGUUCAGGUAGAGAAUAGUCGUCUGCCUAGUAGUCAUGAAGCCUCACUGAACAUUCGCAAGACAAUCUAUGGCUUACUCUUACUCAAGAACACUAUGCAGUGUAAUGCUGGUCGUGGACAGAGGGGUAGAGGAAGGGGGGGGCUGCCUGAACAGGCUCAGAGUUUGAGUGCCCCAUGUUUUGUGGAGGAGUAUGACAGGCUUGAGCUCAAUCUCAGGAGAACCACAGUGGAGGCUCAGCUACCCACACAUCACCCACAGCUGAGUCUGAACACUUUAAACCAGGUGGCCAUAUCUGUGAGACGCAAGGUGUUGUUCGGAACUCUGAGGGUGAUGGAGCAUGUGCUGCAGUUCGUAGAGCCACAUCUCCACCUUCCUGUGUGUGUGACACAUUUUUGGAUGCAUUCCUCCACACCAAAGCCCAGCCAAUCUCUGCUCCAGUGUGUGUUGCUAGGGCUAGUGUAUGGUGAACUCUGCAGACGUAAGGCCAUAUUUGGAGAUCAACUGCAUGCGUGUGCUUCUACUGCCACUGUCUGCCAGAACUUAGACCAACUGAGAAUGAACUCCGCUCAAAGGAGGGGUGUAGACUUGGGCGUGGCUCAUUCUCUUAGCCAGUGGCAGUCUUGUAUGUGGGCUGGGAUUUACCUGAACCAGCUGUUGUGUUUCCCACUCCCUGAGCCUCAGUCUGCCUGGCUGUUCAGUGGAACUUUGCUGCAUGGAUUAGAGGCUGUACUGAGAGGAGGUCAUCAGGCCGAGUCUUUGCUGGCUGGUGCCCCUGUUGCACUGCAGCUCUACUGCACCCUGCUUGGGGCCAUACAGGGUUUUGUUUUCCAGAACCAGGCUGCCCAGCACAUUGCCCCAUUUCAAGCAGCAGGAACCAGAGGGCAGGGUAGACGACAGCGUGGUACUGGUGGUAAAAGGAGGCACCACAGACGUCGAGGGGGAGCGUCUGCUGCUAGUGAUUUGAGUAACAGGUUUGGUAUGCUCACCUGUGAGGAUGAGUCAGAUGAGGACUGAAAAUCAGGAAGGAAGAAGUUAAACGGGCGGUGUAAUGAAAGUACAGUGAGGGGAAAUAAUUAUUCAGACACUUGUUUUUGUUGUUUAAUAUACCGCUGGUGUAAACAAACAUAUUAGAUAUGUUUUAUAUUGUAGAUAGAUACGUUUUUUAAAAACAUUGAUAUGGGGGGGAGUAUUCAGACACUAUAAAAUUACAAUUCUAGCAGUUGUUCAUUACACCGAAACCGUUACUUAACUUAUAGUGGGCUGUCAGUCAGGCUGCACGUUACCAUGGCAACACAUAACACUCUAUCCAGCUAUGGCUUCUUCAGAAGCUAUUUUCAUUGUUGGAGCAAAAAUAAACAAAAUAUUUGGCCGUGUUCUGUCUAAAAUGUGAGCGACUCGAGAUUAAAUUGCCAUUUAUAGAACCGAUGUAUAAAAGCAACAUCACACUUGUGCUGUUGUACACGAGUGACACUGAAUAUCAGCAGAGUUGUGAUUACCUGUGGGUACCUGUGGGCUUGUGCCUAUGGCCAAGUCACACUCGUGCUGAUAUUCACUACAGCACUCUUGAUCUUGAGAUCUUGCUUAAAUAUAUAUACACAUUGCUAUAGCCAAAAGUAUGUGGACACUUAAUCAUCACACCCAUAUAUGUGCCCACUGUAAAAGUAUGGGUAUUAACACAGAUUUAUUCCCCUUUACCGUUAUAAUAAGCGCCAAUCUUCUCUUCUGCAAAGGCUUUCCACUAGAUUUUGGGGCGUGGCUAUGGGGAUUCAGCAAUAAGAGCAUUAGUGAGAUCAGUUGGGAUGUUGAGGCUCCAGUUCAUCCCAAAGGUGUUCAGUGGGGUUGAGUUCAGUCAGGGCUCUGUGCAGGACACUCGAGUUCUUCAGUCCAACCUUUACACACUACGUCUUCAUGGAGCUCGCUUUGUGUACAGCACCAUCGUCAUGCUGCAACAGGUUUGGGCCUCUUGGUUCCAGUGAAGGCAAACUGUAAUGCUAGUGUAUAAUAUAAAGACAUUCUAUACAAUUGUGUGAUUGAAACUUUGUAGUAACAGUUUGGAGAAGAACCACAUAAUAUAGGAGUGUGAUGGUCAGGGGUGCGUGUACUUUUGGCUGUAGAAGGUAAUUCAAGAGGCCUUGCAUUGACUUGACCUUACUUUGAAAUUGUGACUUCAUCAGUGCAACUGUAACAUUUUCAGGAAUUGAAGAUGGACCAAAAUUGAACCACAACACUGUAAAAAGGUUAAUGUCUUAAAGCUGUAACCACAACAGCAGCUUUUAUACGUGUGAUCCUGAAGUGGAUAUAUGCACAGGAAGUAUAUUAAAAUGAUAAAAACAAACAUAUCUGAAUACUUACUUACCAAGCUGUGCCACCGCUAUUGCAUGAUGUGACAGCAGACAUGUAGUGGAUCAACAAUUUUUUUUUUUUUUUUUUUCAAUGAACAAACAUUGUGCAGGAGCUUUAAAUCCCUCAGGUUCCAGUUAGAUGAUUUAAAAAAAUGAAGUUCUGUCUGUAAACCUCCCCUUUAUCUAUCCAAGUGGAAAAUGACAGACGACUAGGAGAGAAGCAGAAGAAAAUAAGGGACAUAAAAGUGUCUGAAUGAAUUAAUUCCAGCAAUUCUAUUCAGACGUAUCGAUUAUAUAUCGGAGAAAAGGUCCAUAUUUUUAUUCAUUCUUAUCAUUUCAUUUGGCCGCUGUGCCUUUGCUUUGUUCUUACAGAGCCGGUGCUUGUGUGCUUUUUAAAAGGAAACUCGAAUAAAAGAACCACCACAGGAACUAAAGUAAUCUCAUCAUGAUGCUUUAUAAAGUGCAUGAAUAUUUUUAAAAGCUUUUUAAACUUUUUUUUUUUAACUCUACGGUUAUACCAACUCUUGAAUUUAGUCAGCUUGCGUAUAAUGAAAUAACUUGUUUGCUGAUCUUGUUAUCAAGUAAGAUCCAGGAGGAGGCACUAAUGACAUGGAUCAUAGCAUUGUUCAUGAUGCUGUUUACUCUUCAAAUGUUGUGCAGAUAUUGUGCUAAUCAUUCCUGUUGUAUAAGUGUCACUGAAAAAACGGAAGUUUGAGAAACCUGACCAACAAGACACCAUGGCCUGUUUGGUUUGUGUGUAGUUUCAGUGUAAUGAUGAUGUGGAUCACAGCAUGUUGUUUGUUUAAUAUGAAACCAGUGGGAAGUUUUUAGCUGCCAGUCUAUAUGUGAUGGCAGUUGAGACUGUUGUUUGUUUGUUUGUUUGUUUGUUUGUUUGUUUGUUUGUUUGUAACACAGUGCCUCUGUACUGUAUCCCAAAACUAUAAUGUCUGAAGUAUCUAUGAAUUGGCAGCUGUCUUUUAAUUCCAUGUGUGUUAGUAAUUUGCAAGAACAACAAAUUUAAAUAAUUGGCGUUUGAUAAAUGUUUCUU